Pogonomyrmex barbatus (red harvester ant) is the source of this 5096-nucleotide messenger RNA. RefSeq names its product nuclear factor related to kappaB binding protein (gene NFRKB). NCBI's taxonomy places the organism in Eukaryota, Metazoa, Arthropoda, Insecta, Hymenoptera, Formicidae. The record is from RefSeq and is a predicted model, not a curated record. Gene Ontology annotation, cellular component: Ino80 complex. Gene Ontology annotation, molecular function: protease binding.
GCAUGAAGUGAAACGGAAUGACCUCAUACAUUCUCCAUGCGUGCAACGAAACGCACCCUAAUAUUUCAGUGGAAGCGCUAGUAUAUAACAGAGGAUUCAACGGUUCUAUGAAAAAGACCGAGAUGGCCAUUUUUAGAUUUCUCUGAUGAUACGUAGUUUAGAUAUAUAUUUAGAGUUGAUGAUAAGUGUACACACAUGUUAGUGGAAAGACAGUUACUUCGAUAGGUACAACGUAAGUGGUGGAAAGAGUAACAAGUUACUCUAAGUAAGAGUGCAAGGUUGAAAAAUUAGAAAAAUGGAGAUAGAUGAAUGUUCAGCUGGUGGAGACAGUUCAGCUGGUGGAGCAGAAGAAGAUGAAGAAGAAGCUUCAAUGCAUGAUACUAGAACUGAUAGUAGCAGUAGUAGUAUGAGUGGUAGUAGUACAACAACGGAUAGCGAGCAAGAUAGUGCAGAAGAUCAUGCUACAAGCAGUAGUGAAACUCAUAGUUCUCCAGAGGAAGAUGAAGAUGAAAAUGAAAAUACAGAAUACAUGGUAAACAUUGAAAAUCCUGAUGCUUUGAGAUGGGAAACUUGUGUCGCCGCUAAUAUUAAAGUAAAAUUACCACAAGAUCUUUGUGAACACUUCAGUAUUUUCAAGGAAAUGUUAGAUUAUCCUCGUUUUUGGAAUGAAUGGCUUACUGAAAGUCAACGAGAAACAUUAUAUAAUCUUUUACCAACAUUUCCAAAAGAUUCCAAUAUAGAAGCACAAAUGGAGAAAUCUCUAGAAAUGCUAUUUAACAGAGAAAACGAAAGAUUUGGUGUAACGACAUUGGAUGCGUUUCAUCAUCAUCUUUCCUCUGGUCAUUAUCGUCCUGAUAUUAAAAAAAUACGUGGUUUAGUUUGCAAAGCACAAAAAAGAAGAUUAUUGUUUGAGGAACAGAAACGAUCGUACGAAUUAGCAAAUCAAUUACUUAAGUCACGAGAAAGUUUAUUAUCAAAUGCAUAUAAACAAGGUUUCAAUCAACCGGUAAACCGAACAGUAUCUAAACUUCAUUGGCGCAAACCAAAGCCAAUAAUGGUUGAAGAAAAGACUCAGCUGCGUUAUAUAGAAGAACUAAAUGCAGUCAAGGCAGAACUUGGAGCUAACACAAGACUAUCUGCUGAUACGACAUCCGAAAAUGAAGAGAAUUAUCCUCAUUAUCAAAUGAUUGGAGUUAAAAAGAGAAAACGGCGUUUUGUUACAAAUUUUCAAGGAUUGUUAGUUAAAGGCCUACAACUCAAUCAUGAGGAUAAUACAAUCCGACCUGUAUUUUCCACUUUACAACGAUUGGAAUACGCUUCCAGCAAAUCAUUAUUUGUACAUGAACAAACAGAAGAGACUUACCGUGCUAUGUUGAUUGCACAUAAAAAACGGCGAGCUCGUCGUGACCUUCAUCCGGAAUUGAAUACUCAAGGAAUUGCACUUGCUGAUCUCACACAAAGAUCACAGAUUGGUCAAAAACAAAAACUCUCAAUUGGUAAUUCUAUGAAAAUUACAUCCAUGAAAAAAAUCAAAUUAGAACAAAAUUUAUUAUGUUCGCCUGCGACAAAACUAACAAGCUCCAAUUCGGUGAAACAUGAAAGCGAUAACAGUGAUUAUUCUCAUAUAACGGAAGAUAAUAGACAACAGUGUAGAGACAAGUGUAUAGUGGAUAUAGAUUACAAUAAAAUAACACCUACAAAAUCGGAACCUGUUGAAGCAUAUGAAGCACAUCAAGUAGCUAAAAAGAAAAUUAGCAAAUCAAUAGUAAUCAAUACAUCAGAGAUAAAAAAGGAAGUUGAAGAUAUAGAAUAUGACAAAAUUAAAACCAAAUUAAGUUUAAGUAUAAACGAGGAUAUGUUGGCUGAAACUGAAGAGGAAGAAGAAAAUGAAUCUAAAAAAGAGCUUGAUUUAGAUAAUAUUGAUAUGAUGCAGUUACCAAUUCAACUUGAUGAUGGGAUUGAUAUACUGGACGAUGUUAAAUGUGAAGAUGAAGGAGUUAUACCAACAUCUGAAAAAUUAAUUGUACAGUCUAGUGAAGGUACUAUAGAUGUGAACAAUGGAGCAGAAUUAAUGCAAGAGACGCAUACAUGCUUUUUCUCUCUGUUACGAGAUGCUUUUACUUCUAAGGGAGAAUACCGAAUGAGUGCAAUAGAAAUGAAAGAAGCAAUAACACAGUGGCAAGGCAAUCCUAUUUCACCAUUGAAUGAUUGGUAUUCUUUAGUACCUUCAUGGUCUACUUUAGUACCAUUAGCUCUAGGAUUUCUUGCAGGCGAAUUAAUGUAUUCUCAGGAUUUGGAUCAACGACAAGAACGAGAUCAGGAACUUGUACCUUAUCUGGAAAAUAAAGGUCGAGGCGUAUACGCAUGGAUUGGUGCUGGAAGAGACUCUGAUACCCGACUGCAGGAUCUAUGUACAAAAUUCCUUAUGUACAAAGACAUGUUGGCACCGCCGCAUACUUCAACUACCAAUACUGUAACAGCUAUAAAACCACAAUCUCAACUUUCCUCUUUGAAUAAUAAUGGUACAAGUAGUAACACAAUUGUUAUGAGUGGAAUCUUGCAAAGUAAUAGAAGCGGAAGUCCUAUACUAGAAGCUAACAAUAUAGAUGCUAGUGCUGCUGGAACUGAUUGGGAACCACCUCGACCACUAUUCCCUACAGAAUGGAAAAUUCGCCCAUCCACAAUAGAAGAACGUGAAGAAUUCAGAAAACAAGAACGUAUGCGUUAUGCUGCACCUCAUAAGGCGUUUACUUAUCGUAUGCAUGGCUAUGCAUCCGUAGUCGGUCCCGUUAAAGGAAUUUACCAGCAUAAUGUUGCUUCAGGACAAGCUAAAGCACGAGGACAUUCAUUGUUGGUGCCAGAUCGUCCAAACUUCGUAACAAUUUUAGCAUUAGUUAGAGAUGCUACUGCCCGACUUCCUAAUGGUGAAGGGACUCGAGCUGAUAUUUGUCAAUUGUUGAAGGAUUCGCAAUAUAUUAUAGAACAAGAUAAUGAUGAAAAAGAAGGAUAUCUUCAUUCUGUAGUAUCAGGAGCGCUUGAUAGACUACAUUACGAGACAGAUCCUUGUGUUAGAUAUUAUCCUCGUCGAAAAGAAUGGCUUUAUCUUCAUCGAGGACGAUCUGAAUCUGAAUUUGAAAUGGUUCAUCAACAAUUGCAAGGUAUCGCGAAGAAUAAAAAAAGCGUUGGCAAUACGUCGCGAAAUAAAGUAGUACAACCAAUUCUCAAAUCAACCAAUAUAAAUAAGGAACAGUCUUUAAAUACUAAAGAAGUUAUUCUCAAAAAAGAAAGGCGAAUGGCAACUAUGCCCGCGCAAUCUGUUGUUCCCAAAAAAGAGCAGCGUAAAAUUGAAGAAAAAAUUAUCAAUGAGCAUCCUAUUGUCACUGAACAUUCCGUUAAUACUAAUGUAGAAAUGGCCAUUAGUACAAUAACGCCAACCAUUUCUACCACUGAAAUUCCUGUUUCUGUUGCAUCAAUUGUGACUUCUUCGGCUAUAGUCACAAACGUAGUAAGCACAGAACGAGAUAACAUUGCAAUAGAUACGAAAUCGCAACUCGCUCCAAUAACGAUGGUGAAAAAGGCAUCUACUAUUGGAGGAAAACCAAUUGCUGUACUCAAAACAAAUGCUGCUCAAAGUCUAUUGCAAUCAAAUCAACACAAUUUUCCCCAUCACCAAAUUCAAGUAUCAACAUCUGCUGGUCUACAAACCAUUCGUUUGUCUGGACAUUCUGUAUUGCAAUCUGCACAGCAGUCUAUUUCAGCUAACAAUAAUUCAAAUGUAAUAAAUGGAACUACAACAAAUUUAACAACGAUAUUACCAUCUACAAAAAUACAAAAUCAGCAACAAUCAACUACAAUAACUAAUCAAGCAGGAAAAAGUAUUUUACAAACGACUAAUAUAAAACAGCAAUCGCAACAACAAUCACAACAACAUGUAUUGCCAAGCAAAACUCUCUUAGCAUCACAAAUUAAAUUAGUUAGUUCUAAUCAAAUUAAAUCAUUACUCACAAGUCAUGGUCUUCAAGGUCAAACUAUAUUUAUCAAACAAUCCUCGACACCUAGCAAUCAAUCACAACAGCAAUUACAACAACAGCAGCAGCAACAACAACAACAACAACAACAACAACUAAAGCAGCAACAACUUCAACAACAACGAGUUGCAUCUAGCCAACAACAAUCUGUACAACAAAAUCCGGGAAUGCAACGCAUAAUUGCACAAAUUGGAGGAAAACCGAUUGCUGUCCAAAUACAACAAUCGCCUCAUCAUCAUCAACAGCAACAACAAAAAAUAUUAGCAAAAGUUUUAACAAACAGUAGUGGAGGACAGAUUAUAUCUGUUGAAAGUCUGCUUGCUCAGAAAGGAUUGAAACUAGCUACUGGUCAUACUAAUCAGCUUAAUAGAGGCAAGCAAGUCAUACAGGCACAAUAUCAAGUGGUGCCACAAGCGCAAACGUCUUCUAGUCAAUCUAAGGUAAUAGCAGUCAGUACACAACAUCAGCAAUCUCAACCACAACAGACUGUCCGGAUGGUCACCGCUCAACUUGCAGGAAAACCUAUUGUAUUAGCGAGUAGUAAUAAAAAUGUUGGAGUUGCGGUAAACACCAGUGGUGGAAAUGUAGUAUUGGGCAAACAGCCAACCUCACAACAACAACAACAAACACAACAACCAAUUAUUUUGCCGAGUCAAUUGCUUAAUAUCAAAACAUUGCAUGGGCUCAAAGUAAUUCCCACUCCAACCGGAUUGAAAACUGCGGGUGGUACCGUAUAUGCUCGUGUAAUUACUCCUACGACAAUAGCUUCUACACAGGCUACAUCUAAUCAGCAGACUCUUCAAACGCAAUCACCAAGGAGUACUUCAUAUGGCGCACCCUAAUAGAAUUGAUAUUAUUUAUAUAUAUAUAUCGAUAUUUAAUAUACUUGACGUCAUCUCUUUGAUUAUUUGUUAAAUUAUAAAUUUAAAUUGUUUAAAGCAAUGUCUUGUUAUACACACAUACGGAUACAUACACACAUACACACACGAGACGUUUGCUUUUUUAAUAUAAUGUAAUGUAUAUGUGCUUACAUGUAUAUAUACGUAUCAUACAAAUAUAAUACAAUAA